Messenger RNA from Equus quagga, 1704 nucleotides. It is a transcript of the gene ZNF648, whose product is annotated as zinc finger protein 648. Bases 1 to 1704 code for a protein of 567 amino acids. Lineage: Eukaryota; Metazoa; Chordata; Mammalia; Perissodactyla; Equidae. The record is from RefSeq and is a predicted model, not a curated record. The transcript has a single exon.
AUGGCCCAGGUGGACCCCCAGGACAGGUGGGACGAGGUGUCUCCUCUCUGCAGCUUGACUGAGGACCCCCGGAUGCCGAGCGUUAACUUAGGGAGUGAGGAUGAGGAUGGAGGGGAGACAGGAGACCAAGGAGGCACUGGUGACCCGGAUCACCAGGCCCGUUCAAAGGGCAGCUCCCAAGUGACUCAGGACAAUCCUGACUCGCGGUGGCAGCAUCCACCUGGCCAGAAGGAAGAGAAAGUGUCUGACUCUUUUAGAGCUGGGAGUGUGGGGAAGAAACCUAUGGCGACGCCUGGAAAGAAGGCCAGCUGGGGAAGAGAUGAAUCAAAGAUCACGCAGACCCAGGACUCACCCGAAGCAAGCACAGCUCCAGGUGUCCUCCCCAGCGGCCUCUCGCACAAGUUGUUAGGUCAGAGGCAACCUCCUGGGGUCUCAUUACCUGCAGGUGAUGAUGGAGACUCCAGGGCAAACCUGGACGCCGCCUUGGGUGUCCCAUCCAGCUUCUCUGGUCCUGGAAGCUAUUUCCGUGCACAGAAAGGUGUAGACAGGGCCUCAAACAACUCCUCCCUGGCGUGUUUCCCCAAGCUGGGUGGCAGCUGGGACCUCCCCACGCAAGAGACACGCACGCCAGCGCAGGGGUCGGCCACCGCCGCCAGGUUGGCAGAGGCGGUGCUGGCGAAAGCGCGCACAGGCCAAAAGGGCCAGCACCCAGCGGGCGCGGGGGAGGGCGGGCAGGAGGAGGUGCGUCCCAACAAGUGCAGGCGAGCUGGGCGGGCCUUCCAGAAGCCCAGCAACCGGCUGAGCCCGGCGCAGACGAGGGGCGCCAAGCCUUAUGCGUGCGAGCUGUGCGGAAAGGCCUACUCCCACCGGGGCACGCUCCAGCAGCACCGGCGCCUGCACACGGGCGAGCGGCCCUACCGGUGCCCCUUCUGUGACAAGGCCUACACUUGGUCCUCGGACCACCGCAAGCACAUCCGCACCCACACAGGCGAGAAGCCCUACCCGUGCCCGGACUGCGGGAAGGCCUUCGUGCGCUCCUCGGAUCUGCGCAAACACCAGCGCAACAUGCACAGCAACAACAAGCCUUUCCCGUGCGCCGAGUGUGGCCUGACCUUCAACAAGCCGCUGUCGCUGCUGCGCCACCAGCGCACGCACCUGGGCGAGAAGCCCUUCCGGUGCCCGGCCUGCGACAGGGAGUUCGCCGUGGCCAGCCGGAUGAUGGAGCACCAGCGUGUGCACUCAGGCGAGCGGCCCUUCCCCUGCCCCACCUGCGGCAAGUGCUUCACCAAAUCCUCCAACCUGAUCGAGCACCAAACGCUGCACACCGGCCAGAGGCCCUUCAAGUGCGCCGACUGCGGCGUGGCCUUCGCGCAGCCCUCGCGCCUCGUGCGCCACCAGCGCAUCCACACCGGCGAGCGGCCCUUCCCUUGCGCGCAGUGCGGCCAGGCCUUUGCCCGCUCCUCCACCCUGAAGCGGCACCAACAGAUCCACUCCGGGGAGAAGGGCUUCCUCUGUGCCGAGUGUGGCAGGGCCUUCCGCAUUGCCUCCGAGCUGGCCCAGCACAUUCGGGUGCACAACGGGGAGAGGCCCUACCAGUGUGAGGACUGCGGCCAGGCCUUCACCCGGUCCAAUCACCUCCAACGACACCGGGCCAAGCACCACGCCUGCAAGAAGGAGCCCAACCCCUCCUCCUCUGACGAGUGA